AUGGCAAUCUCCCCAGCGCGAAAGCGCAUAAUCGUCGCAGUAACAGGGGCGACCGGAGCACCACUGGCCGUUAGCCUGCUCAAGACCCUGCGACGAUUGGACGUCGAAUCCCAUCUCAUCAUGUCCAAAUGGGGAGCUGCAACCUUGAAAUAUGAAUUAGACCCGCCCAACAACACACCCAGCUACUUGCAGUCGCUCGCUCACACGACCUAUGCUCCGCGCGACGUCUCUGCCGCCAUAUCUUCAGGCUCCUUUCGGACCGACGGUAUGAUUGUCGUCCCUUGCAGCAUGAAGACUCUGGCUGGGAUUCGAAUGGGUUAUGAUGAUGAUCUCAUUACUCGAGCGGCGAGCGUGACGCUAAAGGAGCGAAGAAGACUUGUUCUUGUUGCCAGGGAGACGCCCUUGAGUUCCAUCCAUUUAGAGAAUAUGCUACAGUUGUCGCAUGCGGGCGCUGUGUUGUUUCCACCUGUGAUGGCAUUCUACACCCAACCAAAAGGCAUAAAAGAUAUGGUAGAACAGAGCGUGACUAGGAUGAUUGAUGUACUGGACUUGGGAAUUCAAAGCCACAGUGAGCAGGGUGAGCGAUGGACUGGGUUUCAAUGGGAGGCAAAACAAGGGCAAGGUCGAGGGGAAACCUAG
Penicillium manginii is the source of this 639-nucleotide messenger RNA. Its product is annotated as UbiX family flavin prenyltransferase. The transcript has a single exon. The coding region runs from base 1 to 639 and encodes 212 amino acids. Gene Ontology annotation, molecular function: carboxy-lyase activity. The record is from RefSeq and is a predicted model, not a curated record. Lineage: Eukaryota; Fungi; Ascomycota; Eurotiomycetes; Eurotiales; Aspergillaceae.